GCCGCUCCAGUCUGGCCAUUGCUGACCAUCCAGACAUGAGGCGGGCGGUGAACAACUGAGUCCUCAUAAAAACGGAGCCGAAGAAGAGAAGAAGAUCAACCCCAGCAAGUGAGGGAAGUGGAAAGAAACCUUUGGUUCAGCUCAAAUUCUCAAAAGAAGGCUGUCAACUUUGAUGCUGGGGAAUCAACAAAAACCCUGUACUGUCAAGGGGCCAAAUGGACCAGUGCUCCUAUAAGAAGUAACAAAGAAAGAAAAGCUGUUCUUGCCUUAUCUUGCAUUAGUUUUGUAUUGAUUCUCAGCACUAACAAAAGUAGCACAUGCCACAAUGGCAAAUCGUACAGUUAAGGAUGCAGCGGCCAUACACGGCACCAAUCCUCAGUAUUUGGUAGAAAAAAUUAUAAGAACCCGUAUUUAUGAUUCUAAAUACUGGAAAGAAGAAUGCUUUGCCCUCACAGCCGAGUUGCUGGUAGACAAAGCCAUGAAUUUGCGGUACAUCGGAGGUGUUUACGGUGGUAACAUCAAGCCUUCACCUUUCCUAUGCCUCACCCUCAAAAUGCUGCAAAUUCAACCAGAAAAAGAUAUCAUCAUUGAGUUCAUCAAACAAGAUGAGUUCAAAUAUGUUCGCGCUCUCGGCUGCUUCUACAUGCGUCUUGUACACUCAUCACUGGACUGCUACAAGUACCUCAGCCCGCUGCUCAAUGACUACCGCAAGCUGCGCCUCAUGGACCGAGCAGGCGUCUUCCAUCUCUCACAUAUGGACUCCUUUGUUGACAUUCUCCUGAGGGAGGAUAGGUUUUGUGACAUCAUCAUGCCUAGGAUACAGAAGAGAUGGGUGCAUGAGGCCAACAACGAACUAGAGCCCCGAGUGUCAUUGCUGGAGGAUGACCUCGAUGAUCUUGAGAGCGAGAGCGAAGACGAUGAAGAAACGGCCUUGCCCCCUUCACCACCCCUUCCCCCGUCACCCCACCACAGGAGUGAGCGGGGCCGCCACAUGUCGCCUGGUGGGGGCGUACGUGACAAGCGCAGGGCGUCGCGGUCUCCGUCCCCAGACUCCCACAAGCGCAGGAGGGAGCGAGAGGGACGCUCCACCAGGGACUCCAGGAGACAUCGAGACUCAGGUCGCGGCGAGAGAGACCGCGGCAACCACAACGCAGGCUACCCACCUGAACCCUACCAUGACUACCACCACGGCAACCAGCACGACUUCCACGGCACGUUGGGCACGUCUACAGACUACCAUCACAGGCGUCCUCACCACCACAGCAAUGGGGCCCCGCCUCCAGGUUUCGGUGGCAGCGAUUACCACCACCGCGGUGGUGCGAGUGACUACUACAACCAGCACCACUACCAAGAAGACCACCACAUGCACCAGCGCGCACCGGAGACUCACCAUCAUCGCGACAAGGAGAGGCGGAGGGAGAAGGACCACAAGCAGGACCACAAGCGAGGGAAAGAGGAUACCAGGAGGGGGGAUGAGGGAGGGCGCCGAGGGGAAGACCGUAAGAAAGAGAAGAGGAAGGAGGGGCGGCGACGUGGGGAUGACGGAGGGGGAGGCGGAGGACUACAGGCGGAGAUUGAUGAGGCUAAUGCCCUCAGAGCCCAGCUUGGUCUGCCUCCUCUUAAAUAGAGGGGUUAGGAUGCCAUCUAUUGAAUAGAGGGGUUAUGAUGCCAUCUGUUGAAUAGAGGGGUUACGAUGCCAUCUAUUGAAUAGAAGGGUUACGGUGCCUCUUUCAGUAGUGUGAGUAGUGCAUGCAAGGCAAUGCACGCUGCGUAUCCCUUCAUCCAAUGCAGUCGUCGCGUACUGUCAGCCCCUUGCAGGUAAUGCUGCGUCUCUCGCUAUUUUCUCAUCACGUGGAGUUUUUUUAAUAACUCGUGUAUGAAACGUCAUUCUUGACUCCAUUUUUCUGUCACCAGGUCGCGUUGAGAGAAACCGUGGCAACCACAUAGUGUACCCGUCCUUCCUUGUCUACUAUGGUAGUGCCCCCUUCUAGAAGAACAUUGUUGUCAUUGACCAGUACAAGAAUGACAAUAUUAAAAUUUUAUCCCUUUAGAAGCACUUUAACAAUUCAGGUAGGAAUAAAGUUAUGAGGAAAUAGUUCAGUCGCAAGGGAAUGAGGGCUUCAUGGGUUGAUGGCAAGAUCGGGUGUCAUGCGAUGGCUUGUGUCCGACUGUACCAAGCUAACCUAAAAUAUUUCAUUAUUAACUAUCCAUGCGAUUAAAUAUAAGUGACUAUUUC
This is a messenger RNA of Hyalella azteca, 2236 nucleotides long. RefSeq names its product pre-mRNA-splicing factor 38A (gene Prp38). Lineage: Eukaryota; Metazoa; Arthropoda; Malacostraca; Amphipoda; Hyalellidae. The record is from RefSeq and is a predicted model, not a curated record. The transcript is spliced from 8 exons. Gene Ontology annotation, cellular component: precatalytic spliceosome. The coding region runs from base 326 to 1627 and encodes 433 amino acids.